AUGGACUCGAUGCGGAGCCUCAACAAGUCGCUGCCGAAGACAAAACAGCAGCCAGACGUCCAUCAGUCGUUCAAAAACGCUGCCCUGCAGCUGACCAAUCUGUACAAGUCGGCGCUGGCAGACGUCGACCGCGCCCGCAACGACGGGUACCAAGAAGCCCUGGACGACCUCCUCAGCUUUCUGGAUAAGGAAAACCUGGGCGUUGGAGACGGCGAAGGCUGGCGGAUACGGCAGUGGGCUACAGAGCGCUUCGACGGGUCACGGCACGCAAACAGCGACGAGGAUGACGAGAACGACAUGGACGACAAGCGCGCCCGCAGUUCUUCGCCUAUCAUGGAACGCAACAUCAGCCCCGAGGCAACCCGCACGCCGGACCUCCACGCCGACGCUGCUCAGAGGCCUGAUGCCGCGCCACCCGUGCAGUUGGAGGCGUCCCUCAGCGAGCCGGACAUGUCGCCACUGCACCAAGUGUUCCAGUUCUCUGCGCCACAGGCAUACCCAUCAGGUGUGAACACGGACAACGUAUUCGGUGACUUUGGUGCUGCGGCCAGACGAGCGUUUCCUACACCCCGACGCGAACGACACUCGAACCGAUCUUCGUCACGGAACCUCCAGCGGACCGCGACGCAGAAUCUCUUCCAGCUGGGCCAGGGCGCGGGCCAGAAGCGGCGGAUGAUGGACUCGUUCCAUGGCGACGGAUCCAACGACAGGCGUGACGGCGCCGGGGGAGGAGGAGGAGGAGGAGGAGGACCCAAGAGGGGGCGUAUGACAUGA
Messenger RNA from Didymella exigua CBS 183.55, 774 nucleotides. RefSeq lists its product as uncharacterized. The record is from RefSeq and is a predicted model, not a curated record. The transcript has a single exon. NCBI's taxonomy places the organism in Eukaryota, Fungi, Ascomycota, Dothideomycetes, Pleosporales, Didymellaceae. The coding region runs from base 1 to 774 and encodes 257 amino acids.